This is a messenger RNA of Labeo rohita (rohu), 906 nucleotides long. RefSeq lists its product as uncharacterized. The transcript has 5 exons. Bases 98 to 556 code for a protein of 152 amino acids. The record is from RefSeq and is a predicted model, not a curated record. NCBI's taxonomy places the organism in Eukaryota, Metazoa, Chordata, Actinopteri, Cypriniformes, Cyprinidae.
AGUUGUUUCCUGUAUGUGUUUCCUCUUCAACGCCAUUUAAGAGCAGUAGCCUACAUCCUUCUAGACUCAAAACACUGUCUGUCGUCCAUCAGUCAUUAUGAGUCUUAUAACAGCAUUCCUGCUAAUGAUCCUUACAGGACAAAGCUCAUCUGAAUAUCUGCAGCAACUCCUGUGCCCCUAUGAGAACAAGAAUGGAUCUGAGAACAGGCCCAGGGUGUGGUGCAAAAGAGAUGCCCAGGAUCAAAACUGCUGUACGGGCUUCUCGUUUCAGCGAGGCGUCAAUGUUUUGGAGCAAGGCAACAUAGUUGUGAAGGACAAUGGAAAGUCCUUCACCAUCUCUGUAAGGACACUCACACAAGGGGAUGGAGUCUACUGGUGUGGGUUCAUGACUGAAGACAAGAUCAUCGUUAAACUGGCCGAGGAUUAUUUUACCAAUACUCCUUUUAACUUUGCUUGGUCCAUCCUCCGCUGGAUUGUAUUUGUUUUGCUCGCUGUGAUGACCAUCUCAGCUCACAUUUAUUCAAACAGGAAACAUGGAAAUACAAAGACGACAUAAGAACACAUUACAUGACAUCUAAUGCCAAGAAAAGCAGUGGAAAAAUGAGGCAGUCACAUUCACUGAAGAAUAAAGAAAUUUCUAUUGUUGUUAUUCCUUAUUUUAUAUAAAUGUGUGUAUAUAUAUAAUUUGCAGAAGGGCUCACAGUGAGAAUAGCAGCAUGAUUAUAUUAUGUUUCAUUUGUUAGGUAAUUCAUUAUAUAUAUAUGAAGAGUUUAUUUGCAAAAAUUUUUUUUUAACAUUUUCAAAAGUAAUGUUAUUUAUUAUGUUAUCAUGUUUUUAUAGUUUUAUGGUGUUAUUUAGCUGUAUUUUUUAGUUGUUUUCACUUAAUAAAAACAUGAUUUUUGAAAA